AUGUCAGGAAUAAUCACAACGAUCUUUAAGAUCUUAUUGUCAGUUAUUGUAACUGUUGUACUAGGCCUGUCAUCUGGCUUAGUGACGAGAAGCAGUAUUAAUACAUGGUAUCCAACACUACACAAGCCAUGGUUCAACCCUCCUAACUGGCUGUUCCCUGUUGCCUGGACCAUACUUUAUAUACUGAUGGGUAUUGCCGCAGGACUUGUCUGGUCUGACAUUCACACCGAUCCUGAAGCAAAGCCAGCUCUCAAAUUCUAUAUUGCUCAGCUAGUCUUGAACAUGCUAUGGAGCUUUAUCUUCUUUGGAUGCCAAUCACCAGGCUUGGCUUUGUCUGAGAUCAUUACUCUAUGGAUUGCUAUCUAUAUUACUAGACACCAAUUCCAACAAGUGAGUGGAUUGGCCGGACUACUUUUCCUCCCAUACCUUCUAUGGGUGUCGUACGCAUUGUUGUUGAAUGCUGCUAUUUGGUGGUUAAACUAA
Messenger RNA from Kluyveromyces marxianus DMKU3-1042, 483 nucleotides. RefSeq names its product TspO/MBR family protein. Gene Ontology annotation, cellular component: mitochondrial outer membrane. The coding region runs from base 1 to 483 and encodes 160 amino acids. The record is from RefSeq and is a predicted model, not a curated record. NCBI's taxonomy places the organism in Eukaryota, Fungi, Ascomycota, Saccharomycetes, Saccharomycetales, Saccharomycetaceae. The transcript has a single exon.